GAAUAUACAAGGUGCUUAAAGAACAACUCAGCAAUCAAUAUGGCAACAGAAACCGAUCAAGAAUUAAUAAUUUAUGGGGGUGAUAUAGAAGUGCCACCAUGUGAAAGAAAUUUUUCACAAUAUUUGUUGGAUAAAAUGUUGCAAAAUUCAAAUAAAAUUGCACAGAUUGAUCCUGUAAAUAAAACAACUCAAACGUUUGGUCAAAUGAGAGUGAAUUCAAUUCGUUGUGCAUUAAAAAUGAAAGAAGAUGGCUUAAAGCGUGGAGAUAUUAUAAUGAUUUGUGGACGCAUUCAUUUGGAUGUGGUUGUUCCAUUAUUGGGUGCUAUGUAUUUGGGUGUAACAAUUAUUCCAUUACAUCCUGAUUAUUCAAGAAAUGAAAUUUUACGAAUGAUAAAUUUGACCGAACCAAAAAUAAUAUUCUGUGAUCAAGAAUGUACAAACUUAAUGUCAGAACUCUCCACUGAAGCUAGAUUACAAUGUAAAAUCGUUACAUUUGAAACGGAUUUUAAGGAAUAUUUAAAACAACAAAAGCCAACUGAAGAGGAUAGCUUUGUAACAGAAAUUGUGGAUGUUAAUAAUGAUAUAUUGUGUAUUGUAUGCACUAGCGGGACAACAGGACUUAUAAAAGGCGUUACCAUAAACCAUAAUGCGUUUUACAUGGGAAUGGAAAGAAUGCCAGGCGCUGGAUUUAUUUUAGAAAGCGACAGUCCAAUAUUAUAUUACUCUCCAAUAUCCUGGAUUGGGGCUACAAUAUUAUUAAGCGCUUCAAUUUUGAAUGGAGUUUCACGAAUAGUUUGUGAAUACACCCCAACACGAAAUUUGGAAGUUAUUUUGGAGUACAAUAUCAAAUGGAUAUUUAUGAUCCCAAUAAAAGUUCUUGAAAUGGUAAAUCAUCCAUUAUUUAAACAAAAUGUAUCCAAAAUAUCGAAAAAUUUAAAAUAUCUCUUAUUUGGUGGAGCCCCAUCUUUGGAAAAGCAUGUACAAGAGUAUCAUAAAUUAUUUCCAAAUACAUUCAUUUUUAAUGGUUACGGUAGCACAGAAAUUGUUGGUUCUUAUGGACUUUUUGUGAGAAAUAAACACGAAAGUCUUGUGAAAAGAAAAAUAAUGUCAUCUGGUCAAUUAAUUAAUGGAAUUUAUUGGAAAGUAAUCGAUCCAGAAACUGGAAAAACUCUUGGACGAAAUCAAGAAGGAGAGCUAUGUUCCAAAGGUCCACUUUUAACUAAGGGAUAUUAUAAAGAUCCAGAAGCAACUGCAAAAGCAAUUGAUAAAGAUGGAUGGUUCCAUACUGGAGAUAUUGUUAAAGUGGAUGAUGAAGAUUGUUUAUUUAUUGUGGGUCGUUACAAGGAAUUACUCAAAUACAAAGGGUGGCAGGUUUCACCGAAUGAGUUAGAAAAUGUUAUACGAAAACAUCCUGCUGUUGAAGAUGUUUGUGUAAUGGGUAAACAUCAUGAAAUUGAUGGUGAUUUACCACUAGCAUUUAUUGUGAAAAAGGAAUCAGCCAAAAAUGUUACAGAAGAUGAACUUAUUGAAUUUGUUAACCAACAAGUUGCUGAUUGCCAAAAGUUACGUGGUGGAGUAAUUUUCUUGGAUGCAUUCCCAGUUGCUCCUACUGGAAAAAUAGCAAAAAAUGCUUUAAAACAAUUAAUAAAGUAAUUAUAAUUCAUAAUUUAAUAAUUUUAACUAGACAGAUUUCAGAUCUUUAUAUCGAUUUAUUUCGCAACAAUGUUUUGUCUUUGUGAGAUGUUAUUAAAAAAAUAUACUUUGAUUAUAUUUUACAAAUUGGGCACAAUUGAAAUCGGGUAAACAUAGAAAAUUCAUAUUAUUGCAAUU
Messenger RNA from Chrysoperla carnea, 1830 nucleotides. RefSeq names its product 4-coumarate--CoA ligase 1-like. The record is from RefSeq and is a predicted model, not a curated record. Gene Ontology annotation, molecular function: long-chain fatty acid-CoA ligase activity. Bases 40 to 1653 code for a protein of 537 amino acids. Gene Ontology annotation, biological process: fatty-acyl-CoA biosynthetic process; long-chain fatty acid metabolic process. The transcript is spliced from 8 exons. Lineage: Eukaryota; Metazoa; Arthropoda; Insecta; Neuroptera; Chrysopidae.